Messenger RNA from Linum trigynum, 369 nucleotides. Lineage: Eukaryota; Viridiplantae; Streptophyta; Magnoliopsida; Malpighiales; Linaceae. The record is from the annotation of a GenBank genome assembly.
AUGUACGAGAAGAUGUGGCACUUCCUGACCCAUAUGAGUAUGGAUUCCCUCCCGCCAGAAGGGAAUUCGGAGAGGGAUCAUCAGGUUCUGCUCAAGGAGGGGGAGGAGGAGCCUACUAUUCACCGUAUGGUCAUCAAUUUCAAACCCCGCAUCAAAGCUUCCAGACUCCGAUUCCAAAUGUUUAUUAUGGUCCUCCAGCCACUGCAACCCCACCUCCAUUGCCACGAAAUACUGGAAUUGGAUAUGGAGUUCGUUCAAGGAAUAGACGUCGAAGGGAGGGACGCGGACGUGGAGCACAAGAGUGAGGUGUUCUUUAGAGUUGUUAAGUUGUUCUAUUUCUUUAGAGUUGUUAAGUGGUUCUAUUUCUAA